Arachis duranensis is the source of this 2163-nucleotide messenger RNA. RefSeq names its product CSC1-like protein HYP1. Bases 1 to 2163 code for a protein of 720 amino acids. NCBI's taxonomy places the organism in Eukaryota, Viridiplantae, Streptophyta, Magnoliopsida, Fabales, Fabaceae. Gene Ontology annotation, cellular component: plasma membrane. Gene Ontology annotation, molecular function: calcium-activated cation channel activity. The record is from RefSeq and is a predicted model, not a curated record. The transcript is spliced from 10 exons.
AUGAUUCUUUCAGCUCUUCUAACUUCUGUUGGAAUUAACUUUAGCUUGUGUUUUAUAUUUUUCACCUUAUACUCUAUACUGAGGGAACAACCUGGCAAUAUUCCUGUCUAUGCAUCACGCUUAGUUUCCGAAGAUAAACUUCCAGAGGCUCAAUUCAAUUUGGGACGGCGGCCUACGGCUGGUUGGAUGCGAAGAGCAUGGGAGCCCUCUGAAGAUGAACUUAUUUCAAAUGCAGGCCUAGAUGCGUUUGUCUUCAUGCGCAUAUUUGUGUUUAGUGUAAAAGUAUUUACAUUUGGAGGAAUUGUUGGGAUACUCAUUCUUCUUCCAAUUAAUUUUAUGGGGACUCAGAUUCGUGAUGAUUCUGAUUUUCCAAACAAGUCAUUGGAUUCCUUCAGUAUUUCUAAUGUUAACAAUGGUUCAAAGAGGUUAUGGAUCCAUUUUUGCGCAGCAUAUGUUUUCACCGCAGUUGUCUGCAUUCUUCUUUAUCAUGAAUAUGCAUAUAUUUCAUCAAAGAGAAUUGCAUGCUUCUUUUCAGCCAAGCCUGAGCCUCAUCAGUUUACCAUAUUAGUCCGAGGUAUUCCAGUUCCACCAGAAAGCAACUGCCAAGAGACGGUUGAGCGCUUCUUCAUGGAGUAUCAUCCUUCUACUUAUCUUACAAACUCGGUUGUCCGUCGCAGCAGCAAACUUCAAGUUCUAAUUUUUAUUAUUUCCAUGAAGACUGAUGCAGAGAGACUGUAUAAAAGGCUUACCCAACUGAAACAUAAAGAUAAUUCUCCAAAUAGGUAUCGGCGGGACGGAUGUUUUGGAAUAUUCGGACAAAAAGUUGAUAUGGUAGAUCAGUAUGAAAAAACAUUGGGAGACAUAGAAGAUAAUGUGAGAAUAGAGCAGUCUUCAAUUGAAGGAAAGGAAGUUCCAGCUGCCUUUGUCUCAUUUAAGUCGCGAUUUGGUGCGGCGACAGCUUUGAAGAUUCAAGGAGGCAUCAAUCCAACUAACUGGAUAACCGAGAAAGCUCCCGAGCCUCACGAUGUUUAUUGGCCUUUCUUUUCUGUCACGUUUAUUAGAAGAUGGAUCAGCAAGCUGGUGGCUUUUAUAGCCUUCAUUGUUCUUACCAUUCUGUUUUUGAUCCCAGUUGCACUAGUACAAGGUCUUACACAUCUUGAUCAGUUGGAAACCAUGUUCCCUGCUCUGAAAGAUAUACUUAGAACAGCACUUGUGACCCAAGUUAUAACAGGAUACCUUCCCAUUCAGAUUCUUCAUUUGUUCUUGUCCUUGGUUCCGCAAAUUAUGAUUAUUCUUUCAUCCUUGCAAGGACACAUCUCAUGGAGUCAAAUACAAAAAAGUGCAUGUACUAAAGUGUUAUGGUUUACCAUAUGGAACUUGUUCUUUGCAAAUGUUCUAUCAGGGUCGGCGCUCUAUCGCUUGAACAUCUUUCUCGAGCCUAAAGAGUUUCCAAGAGUAUUGGCCGAAGCUGUACCGACACAGGCAUCAUUUUUCAUAGCAUAUGUUGUAACAUCUGGAUGGACCAAUAUAGCAUUGGAACUCUUUCAAUCGGAUCGACUUUUCUACAACUAUAUAGAUAGAAUUUUCGGAGGAGAAAGCGACGAGGACUUUGAGGCGCCAUCGAUCCCUUACCACAGAGAAGUUCCCAGGAUUCUGUUCUUUGGACUUCUUGGUGUGACUUACUUCAUCCUUGCUCCACUGAUACUGCCAUUUCUCGUAGUAUACUUCUGUGUUGGAUACAUCAUUUAUCGCAACCAGCUUCUAAAUGUGUAUAUCCCAAAGUAUCAAACUGGAGGAGAAUUUUGGCCUACAGUUCACAACUACACAAUCUUUUCAUUGUUGCUGAUGCAUAUCAUAGUGAUAGGGAUAUUUGGGCUGAAAAAGCUUCCUCUAGCAUCUGGCUUGACUCUUCCUCUUCCAAUUCUCACAUUUCUGUUCAAUGAGUACUGCCGGAAAAGAUUCCUUCCUAUAUUCGAGGCCUAUCCGGCCGAAUGUUUGAUCAAGAAGGACAGACAGGAUCAAGAAGAUCAAAACAUGUCUGAAUUUUAUGAAAAGUUGGCCAAUGCAUAUAAGGAUCCAGCUCUGAUGCCAAUCAAAUAUUCUGGAAUGUUUCUUGGUCACAAACACAGGUCUCCACUACUUCAAAGUUCAUCAGAAGCUUAA